GUACCUUGCGGAUGUUUUUUGAUCCUCGGUCUGGGCUUCGCAUGAGAGGAGAAACGGCUGUGCUUCCAUCUGGUAGUUUACUAAACGGAUUUCAUCUGCAUGCUCAUCCAUCAAUCGUUGUUGCGGCUCUGUCCCGCCCAGAGAUUGAUCACCCGGUCGAAGCUUCCCUUCCUCACUGCGACGGCUGUCCCAUGCAGACAGUCGGCGGUGACGUUCGUCACAGUGGCGCCUUCCCAACACAGCUCCCCGCCUGCGAGCCCCACUAGUAGACCCCUCAACGACAAAAUCAACUCUAGGGCUCGUCUACUUGCAGGCCAUCUCAACUCCACAGCUUCUUCUACCACAACCAUCCGUACAGCUGCCACGAAGAGCCCAUCAACCAUGUCUUACACCACCCGCAAGGUUGGCGCCGCCAACACCCUUGAGCACCGCGUCUACAUCGAGAAGGACGGCCAGCUCGUCUCGCCAUGGCACGACAUCCCGCUCUACGCCAACGAGCAGCAGACCAUCCUCAACAUGGUCGUUGAGGUGCCCCGCUGGACCAACGCGAAGAUGGAGAUCUCCAAGGAGGAGCAGCUCAACCCCAUCAAGCAGGACACCAAGAAGGGCAAGCUCCGCUUCGUCAGGAACUGCUUCCCCCACAAGGGCUACCUAUGGAACUACGGCGCCUUCCCUCAGACUUGGGAGGACCCCAAUGUUGUCCACCAGGAGACCAAGGCCAAGGGUGACAACGACCCAUUGGACGUCUGCGAGAUUGGCGAGCUUGUCGCCAAGCCCGGUGAGGUGAUCCAGGUCAAGGUCCUCGGUGUCAUGGCUCUGCUCGACGAGGGCGAGACCGACUGGAAGAUCAUGGUCAUCAACGUCAACGACCCGUUGGCCCCCAAGCUCAACGACGUAGAGGACGUCGAGCGCCACCUGCCCGGUCUUCUCCGCGCCACAAACGAGUGGUUCCGCAUCUACAAGAUCCCAGACGGCAAGCCCGAGAACCAGUUCGCCUUCUCCGGCGAGUGCAAGAACAAGAAGUACGCCAUGGACAUUGUCCGCGAGUGUGCUGAGGCCUGGGAGAAGCUUGUCACUGGCAAGACCCCCAAGGACGAGAUCAGCCUCACCAACACCACCGUCUCGCACUCUCCCGACCGCACCGAUGCCAGCUCGCUCAACGUUCCCCAGGGUGAGAACAAGGCACCUGCACCCAUCGAUGGCAGCAUCGACAAGUGGUUCUACAUCUCCGGUGCCCCAUCCAACUAAAUCUAGCGGGAGCCAUGAUGAUGACAAAAGUCUGGAUAUCAUUGGAGCCUAGGAAUGAUUGUAGACGAUAGAUAAACGUGCAUGAUUAA
This is a messenger RNA of Alternaria rosae, 1337 nucleotides long. RefSeq names its product inorganic pyrophosphatase. Lineage: Eukaryota; Fungi; Ascomycota; Dothideomycetes; Pleosporales; Pleosporaceae. The record is from RefSeq and is a predicted model, not a curated record. Gene Ontology annotation, biological process: phosphate-containing compound metabolic process. Gene Ontology annotation, molecular function: magnesium ion binding; inorganic diphosphate phosphatase activity. Bases 100 to 1248 code for a protein of 382 amino acids. Gene Ontology annotation, cellular component: cytoplasm; nucleus. The transcript is spliced from 4 exons.